AUGUCAGCGGAUUUUUGGAACUCAUCUCAGAGAACGAAAUGGCAAUUCAGUAAAGUUUCGUUGCUUGAAGCAAGAAGGCGAGUCCUGUUACUUGAGAAGAAAAUGAUUCAAAAUGGACUCAUUAAAGACUACCCAAAUAUAGUUUAUGACUACAGCAUGAGAAUAUAUCUCCAUAAUCUACUUGUCAAAUUUGGACGAAGGUUGAAUAUCAGACAAAUCGCAUUAGCUUCGGCAGAGAUAUAUAUGAGUAGAUUUUUAACUCGAGUCCUGUUGAAAGAGAUAAACAUCUACUUGCUAGUUGCUUCCUGUCUUUACAUUGCAUGUAAAAUCGAAGAGUGCCCUCAACAUAUACGACUCAUAGUGUCAGAAGCAAGAAAUCUAUGGCCGGAGUAUAUCCCACAUGACGUGACAAAGUUAGCAGAGUUUGAAUUCUAUCUUAUCGAAGAGAUGGACCUGUUUCUAAUAUUGCACCAUCCUUACAGAUCGUUACUACAAAUCAGGGAUUUUUUACUUGAUAAUCAAUCUACUUACGGGUUUACGUUAUCAGAAGAUGAGCUUCAAAAUUCGUGGUCUUUCAUAAAUGAUAGCUACAUCACUGAUCUCCAUCUUAUAUUCCCUCCUCAUAUAAUUGCCGUCGCUGCAAUUUAUAUUACUAUCGUGCUAAAAAAGAGUCUCGCUUCUAUUAGCAGCAAGGAGAAUGGCGCAUUGGUCUCCGAUAUAUUGUCCAUCGACGAUAAUGGUUCUGACAGUAUGUCUCGAAGACACUCGUCAACGACAAUGCAUAUGGAUGAUCUUAUGGCGUUGGAAGCAAAUCCCACUGCAAAUAAUGGCCUUUUCAAUGACAAACAGUCGAAUUCUUUGGGAACGGUCGAUCAAAAGCUCAAUGAUAAUGCAACUAAAGUCACAAACUUCAUGAAUUUUCUCGAUCAUUCCCAUGUUAAUUUAGAUGAGGUGGUAGAAGCUGUUCAAGAUCUUGUAUCUCUAUAUGUUGCCUGGAGUCGCUACAAUGAAAACUCUGUGAAAAAGGCUUUACAAAACAUGUUAUUAAAUAGGCUGUAA
Priceomyces carsonii is the source of this 1059-nucleotide messenger RNA. RefSeq names its product cyclin-dependent protein serine/threonine kinase regulator (gene SSN8). The coding region runs from base 1 to 1059 and encodes 352 amino acids. The record is from RefSeq and is a predicted model, not a curated record. The transcript is spliced from 2 exons. Gene Ontology annotation, molecular function: cyclin-dependent protein serine/threonine kinase regulator activity. Gene Ontology annotation, cellular component: nucleus; mediator complex. Lineage: Eukaryota; Fungi; Ascomycota; Pichiomycetes; Serinales; Debaryomycetaceae. Gene Ontology annotation, biological process: positive regulation of transcription by RNA polymerase II.